Messenger RNA from Ilyonectria robusta, 909 nucleotides. RefSeq lists its product as uncharacterized. Lineage: Eukaryota; Fungi; Ascomycota; Sordariomycetes; Hypocreales; Nectriaceae. The transcript is spliced from 2 exons. Bases 67 to 819 code for a protein of 250 amino acids. The record is from RefSeq and is a predicted model, not a curated record.
UGGAAAUCGACACACAGCUCUAGGGUAGGCUACGGACCAGUGUCAUGAUGGCUCUAGUGGAGGUACAUGGCUCGUGUAGUAAACUCGGUGGAACCACAGAAAAAAGUUGUUCGGCACUCUGCGCUGCGACAGCAUUGUUCUCAGCUCAACGCUACGAUCCUCGACGUUCGACCGACCGACGAGACCUCAAUUCCUAGGAGACCAAGUCGACAACGAAGCCGUAACGAGCCAAUUCGAAACUCCGAGGUCGCUACAUCCCGCUCGCCCACCAUGUCACAAGACGAAGCGCACCCGUUGCCCCCGCGCAAUCCCUUCAUCCACAACUCCGCCAUUGCGGGCGCCAUCAUUGCGCCCAUCGUGAUGGCACUGCCGCCCCGAAAGAUGGAUAUCCGAUUCUUCGUCCUUGCUGGCGCCUUCUCCCUGUCCACUAACCAGCUUGCCUACGAAUAUACGGGUCAAUCCAUCUACGGCCGGUUUGGCAGCCGCAUGGGCUCCAUUGUCGGCACGGAGCUCCCCGAGGGCGCCAAGCGAACACAGCAGCUCCUACGAGAGCAUCGCGAGCGCGAGGCCGCGGAGAAGAAGAGGGCUGCGGAUGAGAAACAGGGUCUGGCAAAGGUGCUCAACGAUACCUGGAUGGGCGGCGAGAGCGAGGAUUGGCGAGAGAAGCGGGCAGAGGAGCACCGCAAGAAGUUCGAGGAGGGCAAGGGCUUUGGGGACAUCAUCAUGGACCAGGUGUCGGAUGUGUGGAACGGCAACUGGGGCAGCGGCGACAAGAAAAAGAAUGGUGAGGCGAGCUCGAACAGCGACGAGAAGAAGUGAACGAAACGAAAGCCCGAGGAUUAAAACCACCAACAUAGAGACAGGGAUACCGGCACCAGCGAAGGGCCGGCCAAACGCUGCUAUGUGUAC